GAUUCAACAUUUUAUUUUCGUUUGGAUUCUGACGUAGGUAGGAAGUAGUGUUGUCGUUGGAACUGUCAAAUUUACAGUUCAAAAAUAAACCGCCAUAGAUUCGUUUAAAGCAAGCGUGUGUUCAUUUUCGUAAUUUAUUGUGAUUUGUGAUACUUUUAUAAUGGCAGUUGAUUUGACAGAUAUAGAGAAGAUGGAAAUAAAGGAUGUCGGCACAAACCAGAUGGAAACGUUGGAGAAUGUGUGGAAAGACAAGACCUGCGUGAUAAUAUUCUUCCGUCGCUGGGGAUGUUUAUACUGCAGACUUUGGGCCAAGGAAGUCAGCCAAAUUGCCAACAUUCUCAGCAACAACAACAUAAGACUUAUUGGAGUGGGACCCGAACAACUGGGUGUUGAAGAAUUCAAAGAGGGGAAAUUUUUUGAUGGAGAACUGUUUGUUGAUGUUGACAAGAAGGUUUAUUCAAAAAUUGGGUUCAAGAGAUACAACUAUCUCAGCAUCUUGUGGUAUAUCAUGGGAAGAGUUGGAAGAAGUGCCUACAACAGAGGAAAGGCGGCAAACAUCCCAUGGAACCUACAAGGCGACGGGUUGCAGAACGGAGGUUGUCUGAUCGUAGAGAAGGGUGGACGCAUCCUACACAGCUACCGACAAGACGGAGCGGCCGAUCAGCUGAGCAAUGACAAGAUACUGGAGGUACUGGACCUUACUGCGGAGAUACGGCCUCGGCUGGAGACUGACCUGGACGCAGACAGUAAGAGCGAGAGCAGUGACAGGAACUAACCAAUGCAGGAACACCCAACUUUCACCAAAGAUCACUAGCACACUUCCGGUGGACAUUUCUUCCAUCUACACAUGCAUAAGCUCAGGGAAUUUUAAUAGAAUCAUUGACGUUGAAGGUGUGAUUUUGUUGAAACUGCACCUGCAUUUUACAAAUUUUACAAAUCGUAUUCUUGAAGCUUCCCUCAAAAAAUAUUUUCUGUUUUCUCAUUUAAUUAUGGCUAAACAUGAAGAAAUGUCAAUUUUAAAGGCAAGUAGGAAGACAUGUGAAGACUUUUUCUAAUGGUAUGCCUAAAUAUUUUAUUGGAUUCUAUAUUGGAGGCGGUUUCAAGGGAAACUAUUGUAAGAUCAGUUAUUCUCUGUCUGGUAUAUAUUGAAGAUUUUAUCAUGAGCAGCAACGUAUUUUGUAUGAAAUCCUUACAGAAGAUUGUCAACUUUUCAAGUGUAAGCCAUUUAGAGCCUUGAUAUGAUAUUUGAGGAAAAAUUAUAACAUACAAUUUAAAGCUACAAAAAAAUUAAAAUUCAUAGCCAAUAACCAGUAGUUUACACUACCCAACGUUGAACAGAAGUUUUUUUCAUAAUUUAUAUAUUACCUCAAAUAUAAAAAGCUUACUAAAAGACUUUGAUUCCUACUAAGCUACGAUAGUAAUUACUGUAGCCGUACCCGUACCCAUACAACUAGCCCAAGGAGAUGUGAAAUCUGCUGGCGUAAUAAAGUUUAACUAUAGUUCUCUUUUCCUUUGUGGUUCCUAGACAAUUUAGGUUCUAGCUUUGACUAUUAAUGGAUCUACUCAAGAAAGAUUUCCUGUUUUUUUUCCUCUUGUUACUUCAUAUUUUUCGAAUAUCAGGAUCGCACCCCACACCAUUUCUAUACCAAAAUAUAGUUCAGGUUUUUUCUUUAUAACUGUUUUAUAUGAAUAUUCUUUUGUACUUAUUUUUAGUACCUACAAUAUUUCUCUCAUAUCAGGACUAACGUUUUUCUCACAAACCGGUUAUUCCUAAUGCAUUUCUUUGUUUCUUGUCCAGUUUUGUGCUGCAACUUAUAGAUCAUUUUAUUGUUGUUGUAGAAUUAUUUCCAGUAUUCAACUUUGUAGCUAUCUAAAACGGUGCCUGUCAAACCUAUCCGAAAGGAUUUAUAAAGAUGUUUCACAGUCGUUUGACUAGGCUUCAGUUUUAGCUUAAGAAGAAAGAACAUUAAUAAUUUAAUAUAAAUCUAAAUUAUGUAAAAACCACAAUCCCUUAAUUGUCAUAAUGCAAAGGUUCUUUUUGGGAUGCAGUGAUUGGUUUUGUUAUAAAAAAGCGUCAAUACUAUUUUUAAGUUUAGAACACCUCUAAGAUAGUUUAGAACAGCUACCUGGACGGUACUUAACAUAACUUAACUUAAUAUUGUUAAGUUAACAAUAUUCUUAUAAGAACUAUUUUAUAAGGUAAUGUUCUUCGACUUCCUUUGUAACAUUAAAACUAACAUUUCCAUAUAACUAAGUGAAUUUGUGAUUUUUAACAAAGCUAUUGUGAUGUCAUUGCUCAAUUCUAAUUGUUAUGUCAACUAAUGCAUUUAUUUUAAGAACAUUAACAUGAUUUGUUAUGUUUUCUAACAUAAAAUGUUAUUUUUUCAAA
Molecule: messenger RNA, 2389 nt
Organism: Macrosteles quadrilineatus (aster leafhopper)
Lineage: Eukaryota; Metazoa; Arthropoda; Insecta; Hemiptera; Cicadellidae
Product: prostamide/prostaglandin F synthase-like
Exons: 4
Coding region: 161-775 (204 amino acids)
Source: RefSeq, a predicted model, not a curated record